Messenger RNA from Phaeodactylum tricornutum CCAP 1055/1, 940 nucleotides. RefSeq lists its product with no specific name. The coding region runs from base 1 to 906 and encodes 301 amino acids. NCBI's taxonomy places the organism in Eukaryota, Bacillariophyta, Bacillariophyceae, Surirellales, Neidiaceae. The record is from RefSeq and is a predicted model, not a curated record. The transcript has a single exon.
AUGAUGGUGACAACGUCGCCAGGCGCCAACGCAUCAAGUCGAGCCAAAAAAUCAUUACGUACCACCAUAAUGCGAAGUAAACGAACACGCAAGUACAAUUCAUCCCUUCAACUCGUAAAUGAAAGGACAGAGCGAAUCCGAUUUCGUGUAAUUGAAAUGAUGACUUUCUUCUUUAUCGCCAUCGUCUUUUUGGCUUCGGCCAGUAAUUCAUUUGUCUUCGACAGAACCAUACAGUCUCGUGGUGUGUUGAAGCUCAAACUCGCUGCCAAGCAACAGAAGGGGAGCAAUGCCCGAGGGUUUGGAAGAGCAUCAAACAGUCCGAGCACAGCGUCGAAACUUGUGGGAAAAGAUCCUGCUUCUUCCCCGCCCAGCACACCAGAAUCUACGCUGUCGGAACCAUUCUUGCAGUCGGUAGAGAAGGGAGGGUCCAGCCGUACACCUAGUAUGGACGACGUACCACCAGAAGAGCGCACUAAGAAAAUUCUUCGCGAAAAAUACGGUCUCAAGUCCUUAGAAGAGCAACAGCUUGAUGCAAAGCAGUUAGAAAUGUUACAAGAGCGCCGGAAAAAGAUGACUGAAUGGAAGAAGCAAAUUGAAUUAGACGAAGAUUUGGACAUAAUGGCAAUGAUACCCGGGCCUAUUCUGAUUGCUGUUGAUCGAUUCCUUAAAGUUGGUCUGGCACUUUCAAGUCUUCUCUUUGUUGGGGCUGGAUUAGGAAUUACCGUAGAAGCUUGGAGCAAAACGAGUGGAGAGCCUCUACCAGAAAACAUUGACAAUUUUAUCGUGAAUGUUGUGGAACCGAACUUUACUACAGGCUUGCUAGUACUUCUAGGAUUUUCUAUAUCUUUGGGGGCAUUUGCGGCGGCUCAGCUCAGUUCACAAGGGGCGCAGUACAAAGAAGACUAGACUAACGCACUGUAAAUGAGAAUUUUGUGUCGUC